This is a messenger RNA of Melanotaenia boesemani (Boeseman's rainbowfish), 4464 nucleotides long. It is a transcript of the gene mapk6, whose product is annotated as mitogen-activated protein kinase 6. Gene Ontology annotation, biological process: protein phosphorylation; cell surface receptor signaling pathway; intracellular signal transduction. The record is from RefSeq and is a predicted model, not a curated record. NCBI's taxonomy places the organism in Eukaryota, Metazoa, Chordata, Actinopteri, Atheriniformes, Melanotaeniidae. Gene Ontology annotation, cellular component: nucleus; cytoplasm. Gene Ontology annotation, molecular function: ATP binding; MAP kinase activity. The transcript is spliced from 9 exons. Bases 861 to 3134 code for a protein of 757 amino acids.
CACUGCCAAGGCUCUGAGGAUACAUUCACAUACCCACACAUAUAAACAGAAAACUGAAGGUUGUAGCUGAAGGCUCCAUUUGCCAUUUUGGAUUAACUUUUUCGAUAUAGGAAUUAUUCUCUUGGAUGGAAUAAUUUUUUUUUUUUUUUUUUUUUUUUUAACCAUGUCUCAAGAGGUUUUCCGUUUUGGUUAUACUCAAAUAAAAUGGAGGAUAGUUUUGAUUGUGACUGUGGCGAGCUUGAGCCACCUGAUCAUUGAGGGCAACAGACUCCUUUGAAGACUUUAAAGGCCAGACUCAUUACAAAUUUAUAGAUCAGGUGAUUUGACAGGAAAAAAUAGAUACAGGUAAAUACUAAAAAAAAAAAUAAACAAAAAAAAAAGUUGUGCAUUUUGGCACAUUUCAUAUGAAGCUGCUCAGGACCAGUCAUACACUGAAUGUAUCUGCACUGUGAGGAUGCAAUGGUUUUAUAGUUUAACAUAUAUUAAGUCCCAGUGUUUUAAUUGACCCUUAAAAGUUCAUUCCAUUGCAGUCUAUUAACACUAGUUUACUUAAAAACAAUAAAAAAAAACUUUUAAGUUUAUGCUGUCCAUACACAAAGGAUUGGAGAAGAAAUUAAUCUUUCAAAAUUUUCUUAUUCAACAUGGAAAGAAAGUAUGAUUACAUUUUAGUGCCCCGCAUCUGACAGUGACGGCUAGCCAGGGGGCUUGAUAGUCAUCUGUACAGGGGUUAGUUAGCCCAGCCUCUAAAGCAGUGGGAGGAUUAUCAGAAAAAAUUGGUGUUAAAGUUGGGCUUGUAACAGGACAGAGAUCAGGUGUGAGGAAUCACAGUAGCUUGGUGUAAAGACCUAAAAACAAACAAUAUGGCAGAGAAGUUUGAGUCGCUUAUGAAUAUCCAUGGCUUUGACCUGGGUUCUCGCUACAUGGACUUAAAGCCUCUGGGCUACGGAGGGAAUGGCCUGGUGUUCUCAGCCGUUGACACCGACUGUGACAAGCGUGUAGCUGUGAAGAAAAUUAUCUUGACCGAUCCCCAGAGUGUGAAGCACGCCCUGCGGGAAAUCAAGAUCAUCAGAAGACUUGACCACGACAACAUUGUCAAGGUGUUUGAGACACUGGGCCCCAGCGGUCGCAAGUUAACAGAGGAUGUGGUGUCACUGACGGAGGUUAAUUCAGUCUACAUCGUACAAGAGUACAUGGAGACUGACCUCUGUCAGCUGCUGGAGAGGGGCCUUCUGUCUGAGGGCCAUGCCAGGCUCUUUAUGUACCAGCUCUUGAGGGGCCUUAAGUACAUCCACUCUGCCAACGUGUUGCAUCGUGACCUCAAGCCUGCCAACUUGUUUGUUAACACAGAAGAUCUGGUACUGAAAAUUGGGGACUUUGGGCUGGCUCGCAUCAUGGAUCCCCACUAUUCUCACAAGGGCCAUCUCUCUGAAGGUCUUGUAACAAAGUGGUACAGAUCUCCUCGUCUGCUGCUUUCUCCAAACAACUACACCAAAGCCAUUGACAUGUGGGCUGCUGGCUGCAUCUUUGCUGAGAUGCUCACAGGGAAAACCCUCUUUGCAGGAGCCCAUGAGUUGGAGCAGAUGCAGCUGAUCCUUGAGUCCAUCCCUGUGCUACGAGAGGAAGACCGUCAAGAGCUCCACAGCGUAAUCCCAGUCUUUAUCCGUAAUGACAUGUCAAAGCCUCACACACCACUGGACAAGCUGCUGCCUGAUGUUAGUCCACAAGCCCUGGAUUUUCUGAAGAAGAUCCUGACCUUUAACCCCAUGGAUCGCCUGACUGCAGAGGAGGCCCUGGCCCACCCCUAUAUGGCUGACUACUCUUUCCCCCUGGACGAGCCUGUCUCUCUGCACCCCUUCCAUAUUGAAGAUGAAGUUGAUGAAAUCCUGCUCAUGGACCAGAGCCACAGCCAUACUUGGGACAGGUAUCACGAGAGCCAGUUCUCAGAGGCUGAUUGGCACUUGCAGAGCACCCAUGACCCAGACGAGGUUCAGGUUGACCCGAGGGCACUCUCUGAUGUCACAGACGAGGAGGAGGUCCAGAUUGAUCCACGUAAAUAUGCUGAUGUUGACCGAGAGAAGUUCCUGGAUGAGCCAUCCUUCGACUACUCGUCUCUGAUCUCGUCAGAGCGAUCUUGGCAGGAUGAGCACCAUGAAAACAAAUACUGUGACGUGCAGUGUAGCCACACUUGUAACUACAAGGCUGUGUCACCCUCCUACCUUGACAACCUCAUCUGGAGGGAUAGUGAAGUCAACCACUACUACGAACCCAAGCUCAUCAUUGACCUCUCCAACUGGAAGGAGCAGCAGAGCAAGGAGAAGGCAGACCGCAAAGCCAAGAGCAAGUGUGAAAAGAAUGGGCUUGUAAAGGCCAGGAUCGCACUGCAAGAGGCAGAGAAGACCCAGAGUUUAGCAGAGAAAGAUAAGACGCAGGAGAAACACCAAACAGAGAGGCCUCAGAGCCAGCAAAACCAAGGCUUUGAUUUUGACUCCUUUAUUGCCAGCACCAUUAAACUGAGCCUGCAGCCGGAGCCCUGUCAGGAGAUGUCCCUGCUCAGCGAUGUGGGUCUUCUGAACGAGCUCAACUUCUCCGUCUCUCAGCUGGAGGCUCCUCGCUCAAGCUCCAUGUCAAAGACCAUAAGUCAGGAGAAGGAGGAGAAGUGCCUGGUAAAUCUCGCCCAGUUAGGUUCUGGUGGGCUGGGAGUCGUUGCCGGGGACUGCGUCUGGCCUGCUUGCCCCUGGGAGAGCUUCGCCUCUGGGGAAAGAGUUGGGGAAAAUGGCUGUCUGAUCGAUGAAGUAUGUUGGGACACUCGCAAAGAGGACCAUUUGCAGAAAGAAAGCACUUACACCAGUUACUUGGACCACUUGUUUAGCCGGAAAGAAGAGGUGGUCACAGAGAUGGUGGCGGGUCCAGAAAUGGAGGCCACGGUGGUUAAAGAGCUGGACGACAGCUUCCUCGACAGUCACACAGAGAUUGUGCUUAAUAUGCAGCUGGACACUCUGGCCCUGCCUGGCUUUGACAGCCCUGACGACUUGCCUCUAAAAUCUAUCCAGGCAUCCUUCACCCCUUGUGCUGUCAAAUGUUCCCCACAAAUCGCCCACAAAACAUACAGCAGCAUCUUCAAGCAUCUUAAUUAAUGAAAUAUAUAUAUAUAUAUAUAUAUAUAUAUCCUCCCUCACAGUGCAAAAUCUAGACAGUUUUUUUUUUUUUUUUAUUUUCUUUUAUAUACUAUGGUAUAUUGUACUUGAAUCAUUUCAUACCUUUUUUAAAUCAGUUAAUUUUUAUUAUUCUUGGAGUUGAGAUGGAUGAGUUAUUAUAUUUAAGGAGUUUUGUCAUCACUCUGAGCCUUGAUUACCAGCCCUUCAUGGGUUAAUGUCUACGCCCUCAUUGCUAAACUGGCAUGUCACUCGCACACAUAAGUACUGUAGAUGAAGGGAGAGAAGUUACUCGAAGAAAUAUAAACAGGAGAAGAUUUAGACGAGUAUUUUUUGGGAGGGGGGGUUGACAUCAGGAAGGAUAUUGGACUAAUAUUGCUGUGAGAUUUGAAAGUGCUUUCAAAUAGCCUUUCUUGGAAUGGGGUAUUAGGGGGGGGUUAUCCCUUUUUCUCUCUCUUUUUUUUAAUUUUUUUUUACAUCUAACAUUUUUCUUUAAAAGAAAGCUUCCUUAACCCUUUCAUACUGUAAAUCUGACACAUGAUGCCAGCAGCAACCAUUAUCGUAGGCGUUAAUGUAAAUGUGUUAUCUACCUCAAGGUAACAGCCGUGAGAGACACUCAAAGCCGCACUAGUGCUUUACACACAUGACCAUCCUCAUAACAUGAAAUGAAGUGGUCGCAUAGAUGAAAUCUGACUCACUUAAGCGUUUAACAUAGUGAGGUGCUUCAGUAAUCAUUAUUUAUUUCUAGCAGAUGUGUGAUAUUUAUUUUAUAAAAAUGUGUUAUGUCAGUGUGAUUAUUGAAGAGGUAAGGAGUUGGAAAGACUUCCAUUUUCAUUUCAGCACUAUAAGGAUGUGCAAGUGUUCUUUUGUUUUAAGGUAGGAUGCAAAUUCAUGUGUUCUAAAAAGAAGUUGAGGCUUUCCAUUUUUUCAACAAUAUUCUUUAUCAUUCUUUUUUAUUUUUUUGUACAGGUGCAUUCUGUCUUUAGUGAAAACUGUAUGGUUUAAAGAAGCGCCUAAAAGUCUUAACUUUUUUUCUAUCUAAAUGUAAAAAAGUGUGCAUGGAGGCAAAAGAAAGGUACAUCACAAGUGAAGUUAAUGGUGGGUGUAAAUGUACGUCAUUUUUAAUUGUACUUUUUUUUUUUUUUUUUUGUUAAAUUUCUAUGUACUUUUUCCAAGCAAGCAUGACGAGUUAGGUUAAGGUGUAGCAUGUAGAACACUUCCAGACUUUGUUUUGUUUUGUUUUUAUUUGUUUUGUAAUGAUUGGUUUCCUUGUUCUACCAAAAUAUCUCAAAAUAAAAUGACUGGCAAAGAG